AUGACAACAACAAAUUUACCCUUUGUACAAGAAGAAAUGAUACGUUAUGGUAUGAGCAUUUGCUUAGCACUUGGUCUCACUGGUAAUAUUUUCAAUUGCAUCAUAUUUACACGACCAUUAUAUCGACGUUCACCUAGUUCUGUCUAUCAUCUUUCUCUCUCAAUUUGUGCUCUUUUCCAUUUAAUUUGGUCUAUUAGUCCACAACUUCAUACACUCUAUUAUCCUGAUCUUCAAAACCAAUCGGUUUUCUACUGCAAAACAAGACUUUUUGGUACUCAUGUUCUUGGAUUAUAUUUUCGCUAUAUUCUGGUAUGUGCUUGUGUUGAUCGAUUCUUUGCAACACGAGACGAUGUUGGUCGUCGAUCGUUAAGUUCAGUUAAAAUGGCAAUAGUGCUUAUUGUCAUUACAUGUAUAGUAUGUUCAUUGGCCGCCAUUCAUAUGCCUAUUUUAAUGUAUAUACGAAAUAAUAUUUGUGGAAUGUUUGAUUUAUACAAAUUUAUUUUUGCAUUUUAUGAAAUUCUGACAAUUACGAUUCUACCACCAGCAUUAAUGAUCAUUUUUAGUGCUCUCACUAUUCGUAGUCUUCAUCAGCGUCAUGCAAUUCAAAUACAUGCUAAAAUUAGAGAUCGUCAUCUUUUACGUAUGGUUAUUGCUGAAGUCGUGGUGAAUAUAGUUACAUCUGUCCCGUUUUCAGUUAAUCUCAUCUAUGGAGUAGCAACAUAUUAUGUUGUUAAUAAAAGUACUCGACGACUUCAGAUUGAAUCAUUUAUGAAUUUUUUCACUACAUUCAUAAUCUACAUGCUUGUUGUGUCUCCAUUUUAUCUAUUUAUCCUUGUAUCAAAACCUUAUCGAAAAGAAUUCAUCAAUAUAAUAACCAAGGGUCCAAACAAGUGCAUGAAACGAAGAAAUCGAAUUAUGCAAACAAACACACAAAAUCAUGCACCAGCGAUUAAUGGUUCAGUCGUUUAA
This is a messenger RNA of Adineta steineri, 969 nucleotides long. NCBI's taxonomy places the organism in Eukaryota, Metazoa, Rotifera, Eurotatoria, Adinetida, Adinetidae. The record is from the annotation of a GenBank genome assembly.